This is a messenger RNA of Pocillopora verrucosa, 1986 nucleotides long. NCBI's taxonomy places the organism in Eukaryota, Metazoa, Cnidaria, Anthozoa, Scleractinia, Pocilloporidae. The record is from RefSeq and is a predicted model, not a curated record.
CUCAUGACUCAAGAGGUUCCAAGAAAGCUGUCGUACUUUCCUUUCGCAAGACGGGCUUUCAUCAAAUCAGGGCAAAAAUUCAAGUGAAAUCAAGAAUGGCGUGCAAGAUCUCAAGUGAUUUCAGACUGAUCGACGAUGAAGCUGGUCUGGAAGAUGCUCUUCAUGGGCUUAAACGAGAAAUUAGCGAUAACUCUCGCUUUAUAGCUGUUGAUUGUGAAGGUGUUAACCUGAGCAGGAAGGGAGCGCUCACCAUCAUAACAGUCGCAACGGAAGAUAAAGUCUACAUAUUCGAUGUUCUCAAACUAGAGCAAGCAGUUUUUUCCUUUGGCCUUGGCGAAAUCCUGGAAGAUAAAUCGAUUGGGAAGCUGAUGUUUGAUUGUCGGGAAGAUUCAGACGCCCUGUGGCAUCAAUUUAACAUAAAAUUGACGGGAGUGUUGGAUCUUCAGCUGCUUGAAAUCCUCUACCGCCGUGAGAAUGACACAGCUACUCGCCACGAACCUUUUAGCGCAGGGUACACACGUCGGAGCCACAGACCCUACGAAGUAGAGAGCAUCUAUGGUUUUCGUCGUUGUCUUGAGCUGUACGUUCAGGAUGAUGAUUUGAUCAAGGUGAAAAAUGGGGGAAAAAUUCUUAUGAAGAAAGACUAUGGAGUUUGGAAAAAAAGACCCUUAUCGGAUGAAUUGAUGGAGUACUGCAUCGUGGAUACAACGGCGAUGUUCAAGUUGUACGAGAAAAUGAAAGAUGUAAAAGAAAGAGAAGAGGCUCGUCUCCGAGUGGCAUCUGAGAAAUACGCUAAUCUCUAUCGGCAGAAAUCCGUGAGGUUCUUCGAUGAUUACGAGAUGAAUGCGUUGCUUCCACUCGAUAUAAUCCCAGAGAAAGGGAAACUUUAUUUUCCGCACGCCAAUACCGAAUGUACCGAAUGUUUGCGACGGUUUCCACGAGAGGAAUUCAGUAAUACUCAGCUAAGAAACGGAGAGCCGAAAUGCAGGGUGUGCAAGGAGAUAAAGCUGAGAGAAGACGAAAAGAAUAGCAGAGAAAUGCAAAACUUCCUCCGUUUUGAAGUCUUUUCCCGAUAUAGCGACGAUGAUUUUAUCUGUGGCGAUAGCGACGAUGAAUACUCAGUCUUCUGGUAAUGCAGAGAACUCUAGACCCCAGUUGAGAAUCCAAAACCUUGUGAUUCACUUUAGCGAAUUUAAAACUUUGUUCCUGAAUUCAAAAGGAGUAGCGCUAAACUAUUCGUAAUUAGCCAGUUGUGUCAUUUUUGAUUGUUCUACAUAUCUAACAUAUUAGUGCCGCAGUUUUCCGUGAUAACCGUGGCCUGUAUCUACUGACGAAUCAUGCAAACAUAAACGUACUUCAUUUAAAGUAAUUUAGAUGUGACACUGAGUCACGGCCAUCACAGUUACAUUACCAUCAAAUUAUAUUUCUAUGUAGAACAGUGUUAGGAUGUGUCAAAAUGGUCGUCGAAGGCCCGCACAAAGGAUGGUUACCAGUUACAGUUUAGAUUGGGCUAGUAGCACAGAUUUACUAAUUUACUUCUUUAAGUAUAAUAAUAAUAAGUAUUAUGUUCUCCAGAAUUCUGUGUCAGGAAUGACUGAAGCCAAAUUUCGUUGACCUGUGGUUGAUACAAGUUGGAGAAUCCGGUACAGCUUUUGCAACACAUAUCAGAUUAAGUAAUGUCAUUUAAACCACGUCAGACUCGUCCUACGACGUUUCCACGCUCAAUGCGUGGCAAUACGAAUGCGAGACUGCAAUUUUGCUACUGAACACAAUAACUGACCUCACAAGACACCCAAUUAAAUGAUUCGAUAAAAUUAGCAUUGUUAUAAAGUCUUACUAUUCAAAGUUAACCUUUUCUUUAUUAUAAUCACAUAACUAACGAUUACUUAUUGGACCUCCUUCAUAUAACAAAUUUGAACGCGUUCUUUUUUUAAGAAUUAAAACUCUGAUUCUGCUUUUGACUUAAGUGGUACGAUUUGAAGUAAA